AGAGAAGCAGAGAAGAAAGAAGCAACAAUGAGAGAAGACAAAUCCAAGACUAAUAAGCUGGCAUGGUCCAAGAAGAUGGUCAGGAAAUGGUUCAAUAUCAAAAGCAAAACAGAGGAGUUUCAAGCAGAUGAUCCUACUUCUGCUCGAGUUGAAGUAGAGCACAGAAGUAGCUUCUCAGCUGAGAAAGCACCUUCCACAAUCAAGAAUACCAAAACUGAGAAACUUAGUAAGAACUGGGAGCAACAAGCUCGGCAAAGGAGAAUGAAUUAUGAGAAUCCUAGGAUCAUUGAUGUCCAAAACUACAGCAUCUUUGUAGCUACAUGGAACAUAUAUGUACUCGGAUUCCAAGAGAUUGUUCCUCUUAAUGCUGGAAAUGUCCUUGGAGCUGAAGACAAUGGACCUGCUCAGAAAUGGCUCUCUCUUAUCCGAAAAACGCUCAAUAACCGACCAGGAACUAGCGGAACCAGCGGUUAUCACACGCCUUCCCCUAUCCCUGUGCCUAUGGCAGAGCUUGAUGCUGAUUUCUCUGGAUCCACAAGGCAAAAGAACUCUACUUUCUUCCACAGACGGUCUUUUCAGACCCCGAGUAGUACAUGGAAUGAUCCUUCCAUUCCUCAGCCAGGUCUUGACCGUCGUUUCAGCGUCUGUGACCGUGUCUUCUUCAGCCACAGACCAAGUGAUUUCGACCCGAGUUUCCGUGGUAGUAGCAGCAGUCACAGGCCUAGUGAUUACUCUAGAAGACCUAGUGAUUACUCUAGAAGGCCUAGUGACUAUUCCAGAAGGCCUAGUGAUUAUUCCAGAAGACCCAGUGAUUCUAGACCCAGUGACUACUCUAGACCAAGUGAUUACUACUCUAGACCGAGUGAUUAUUCAAGGCCAAGUGACUUCUCAAGGUCUUCAGAUGAUGAUAAUGGUCUCGGGGAUUCUCCAAGCACCGUCUUGUACUCACCAGGUUCUGCAGCAAACGACAACGGAUAUAGAAUCCCGUGGAACUCUUCACAGUAUUGUUUAGUUGCUAGCAAACAAAUGGUGGGUGUCUUCCUAACUAUUUGGGUGAAAAGCGAGCUAAGAGAACACGUUAAGAACAUGAAAGUAUCUUGUGUUGGCAGAGGACUAAUGGGUUAUCUUGGAAAUAAGGGAUCGAUCUCAAUAAGCAUGUUGCUCCAUCAAACAAGCUUUUGCUUCGUCUGUACCCACUUGACUUCGGGACAAAAAGAAGGCGAUGAGCUAAAGAGAAACUCUGAUGUCAUGGAGAUACUCAAGAAAACGAGAUUUCCUCGCGUUAAGAGUUCAGAGGAAGAAAAGUCCCCUGAGAACAUCCUUCAGCAUGACCGGGUAAUAUGGCUUGGCGAUCUAAACUACCGUAUAGCACUGUCUUACCGAUCUGCCAAAGCACUCGUUGAGAUGCAGAACUGGAGAGCUUUACUAGAAAACGACCAGUUAAGAAUUGAGCAGAAACGAGGCCAUGUGUUUAAGGGAUGGAAUGAAGGAAAGAUCUAUUUCCCACCAACGUACAAGUACUCAAGGAACUCAGAUAGAUAUUCUGGAGACGAUCUGCAUCCCAAGGAGAAACGUCGCACUCCUGCUUGGUGUGAUAGGAUAUUGUGGUUUGGUGAAGGACUGCAUCAGUUAUCUUAUGUAAGAGGAGAGUCACGGUUCUCAGAUCAUAGACCGGUCUAUGGCAUUUUCUGUGCAGAGGUUGAGUCAGCUCAUAAUAGGUUAAAGCGAACAACGAGUUACUCCACUUCACGGGUCCAAGCUGAAGAACUCUUACCUUACUCCCGUGGAUACACCGAGCUCAGCUUCUUCUAGAAACACACAGAUUUCCAUUUUUUCUGCUCUUUGCGGUGAACUAAAGUUUUUUGGUUCUU
Messenger RNA from Arabidopsis arenosa, 1871 nucleotides. Lineage: Eukaryota; Viridiplantae; Streptophyta; Magnoliopsida; Brassicales; Brassicaceae. The record is from the annotation of a GenBank genome assembly.